UACAUAUAUACAAUAUAAAUUAUUACCCAUGGCUCGAUACGUUGCCCUAAAUCCAAUAUUUUGUUGUUUUCCACUGCCAUCGCUCACUGCGUGAAAGCGGACCCACAUUUGUCUGCCUGGGACGCUGACAUUUGACAUUCGAGACUGCCCACAUAACACUGCAGUUGUCCCUGAACCACGUGGUACUACCCGGUAGUACAAUGGACCGGAACUCACUGCCACUCUGUCUUUUGAAGUGCAUGCAAUACCAAUCUUGUCAUGAAAUUCCAAGUGCACAAAGAAACCUCGAUAAUACAACAAGAAAUUUUAUUAAAUUUAUAAUUAUUUUAUUUUUGUGGAAAUAUAACUAUACCAAUUAUAAAAUCUUGAGUGUCUGUAGCGAAGUAAGGUUUAUUGCGAACUUGUGUGUAUGAUGCUAUGUCCUACUAACUCUGGACGAAGGGCCUUCGCUCCAAUUCAAUUAUCUUCGCUAUUAAUUUCGAUAAAAUUCAUAGGCGUACGAGGCAGGCGGCAGGGGGGGGGAGCGACUGCCCCCCCCCCAAAUUUCGAAAACCAUGGAAAUUCAGGCAAAUGCUAGGAAAAAUCAAGAAAAUUCGGGCAGAUUUUUAAGAAAUUAGGUUAAAUUCAGGUAAUUUUAUUACAACCUCCAUAAAAAUUCUGGCAAACUUUCAACUGCCCCCCCCCCCUGGACAACAUCAGCCCCGUACGCCUAUGAUAAAAUUUGAAUGGUAAAUUUUGUCUAUGCAUUUUAGGUGAUAGCAAUGUUUUCUUCACAGUUAUGUUUCCAUGUAUUUCAUCGAUUUUAACGACAUUACGAUUGCUGUGAGUACAUUUUUAUAUUUUUAUACGACUUUUUAAUAGAAACUACUGCAAAAUUUCAGGAAGGCAUAUUGUUUACAAUUUGAAAGCACAAGUUUUUGCACUAUAAGUCUUGUUUCUUCCCCUAUAAUCAUGAAAAUUUUGCUUGAUAUUAUCACUAUUAUACAUGCUGUAUAUUUUUUGAAAAACUUUCCUCGGUUGCAUGUUUGCAAAAAGUAAACAAAAAGCCGCAGGCGAAACAUGUGAAAGUUGAACGAAAUAAUUUAAACGCUCAUGCAUGCUUUCAAAUUUUGUUUAAAUAUUUUCAAUUGUGCUUGUAGUUUUUAGCUUGAGUAUAGGAGUGUAUAAAAAUACUUUUCACACAUACGAGGUAAUAAGGAUAUUUCUACAACCUCGUGGUACUUUAAUACGCCACCAACAUAUUUGACUUCUGCGAUAAGGAUGUGGAUAGCCAGGAGUUUCAAUUGUACCAAGUUUACUACCAGUCAAUCUGAUCUGACGUCGCGGACAUUUUCCUAUCAAGAUUUGUCACAAUUACUACUAUCUACAGUAGAUGUUUCUGAUUAAUAGUAAUACAUAGCAUUAGAUUGUAGUAUUGUAAUUGUGACAAGGUCAAAGAGGCAUGAUCUGACCCCAGCAUUGUAUUCCAGCAUUGUAUUAUAAUUUUGGAUGCCUCUUUGAUAAGCAAUUACAAAAACUUUUUAUAGUGCUUACGUCAAAGACUCUAACUGGUGCCAGAGUUCAUGACAUAAAGGCUAAUUUCCACUCAGGAAAAUUAUCCGUGGAUUGGAACGGACAAGAAAAUUUUUCUUUGUGUUAAAGUCAUUAGUUCAAACCACUCAAAAGACAAAGAAAAAUUUUCUUGUCCGUUCCAAUCCACGGAUAAUUUUCCUGAGUGGAAAUUAGCAUUAAGAAGAUGAUAUUUUCACAAUCAGAAACCAAGAAUGACGUGAUCACUGUUUGCGGGGAUCGUCUUCGUUUUAUACUGAUUUCGAUCGAUGCAAAAGUAUAAUUCUUGAAACAACAGUAAUGAAAGCUCAUCAUUAGAGGAAAUUAGGAGACAAAACUUUUAAAUUAUAUGCAGCACAUCACUAUAUUAAACGCGCAACUCUAACGUGGUUAAUCCUUAGAGCCCAAACUCUGCAACAUUACAAACACACAUUUGAUACGUGAUGUUUAUGGAACCCACUGAGCGUGCGUAGGAGUAUCUCUGACUUAAACACAAGCCUACCAUUAUAUUCUAAUUAGUCAUUAAAAACUCGUGCAAGUUAAUGAUAAAACAUUGAAAAUCAUUAAAGCGGGACUUGAAUAUAUUUGCUUUGUAUACUAACCCCGUUUAGGCUUCUUAGUUUCACUUGAAAAACUUCCACCAAGAAACAAUGUUAAAAACCUGUAAGAAUAAUUGCAAGCAAAAGACCUAUAUGCAGACAAUUCUAAUAAAAUAUAAUUUAUUAAUAAAUAGAAAGAUAUACAAGUAUAUAUUAUAGACAUUGGUCCAUACAAUAUUUGAACGAAAUAGAGUAUAGGACAAGUGCUGUAAUUUCCCAAUUUUGAUCUAUUCUAUUCUAAGGAAUUUUGCAUAGGUAUACAAAUUGUUCAGAUAUCAGGUUUCUCAAGUCUGUCAAUGAAAUAGAAGUAUUCUAAUAUAUUCGUGUCAGAGUCUCAAGUACUGCCUAUCUCAAGCAUUGUAUAGAACGUGAAUUUUAUUUGAUCAUUUAUGUUCUCAUUUUAUUCCCUUAGUAAAUUUCAUAUAUCGUAGUUAAUAAUAGUGCGAUGACUCCUGAGCUCUGAAGGGGAUUUUUUAUUCGCGUCACUGUCAAACUCAAGUAAUUUGCUGAAUACGUAAAGCAAUAACACUCAAUCAUUGACAUGGUAUCAUUUAUUUGAAACUGAUGAUUUGAUUUACAGCAUGUUAUUUCCUUGGUAAAGUUUUCUUCAUAUACAGUUUCAAGUUGAGAGGUUACGGCUCAAGAGAAUUGUCAUAUCACGUAGUUGUCAAUGUAGUGAAUUGUAUAUAUGAUAUUUAAAAUAUAUUAUAAAGAUUAAGAAGAAUAUUGUGAUCUAGUGAACGCUUGGGCACUUGUAUUGGAAGGAUAUAAACUUUAUAGACAUUGAAUGUGUGUAAAGGAAGUGAAUGGUGAUAUAUUCAAGUGUUCUCGCAUUUCUCGGUAUACAUGAAAUAACAGUGUAUCUGAUUGAUAAUUGAGAUGAAUAUAUAGUAAAUACUCGCAAUAUUAGGCAAUCACUAAAAGUAGUUCUAUCAUACUUACAUAAAAGUGAUGAGAAAUGAUUGUUUGACGAGCAUUCUCGGCAUGGUCGUGUUGAGAAUGUAGUGUUGAUGAUGAGGGUGUCGGAUAUACUUUGACAUCAUCAACUAGUCAUACUUAAUGACUUUGAUAUUAGACACCGUAUUCUGAGCACUUGGCAUACUUCGCUGCAGUAUGUCUUUGCCAUGAUAUUGAUAUUUAUUUCUCCUCUCUAUAGAAUUUGACUAUAGGGUUUAGUAAAAUGUCCAAUACAGUAUAGUUUACAUAAUUCUUAAAUUUUUGGACGCCCUCAAUUACACAAUUUAUCAUGUACUGGCAUAAUUAAUAAUCUGUAUAUCUUAAUACUGGCCCUUUGUGAUCAUUGUUUGCAAUUUAAUGCACCGUAUUUCCUCUAUUUACCCCCCUCAUGGGCAAGAUACAAAUGGGAAUCAUGCAAAGGCAAACUAGAAAUCACUGAAAUUACUGCAGGAUCUUUCUCGUCCUCUCAGCAACUCUUCUGAACCGAGGUGGUAGUGAUGAAAUUGAGGCAUUCUUGCGUGUCACCCCGGGUCAACUUUUGGCGAUAAAAUAACCGGGAAAAAGGUUGAAAUAACAUGCAGGGAAAUUAAGCAGGCGAUAGGUUAAACGUUUAACCAGUACUAAUUAUUUUUAAGCAGAGUGCAGUUUAGAAGAACAGCUAAUGCAUGAUACGGAUGAGAUCAUGCUUAUGAAACGGAGUGUAUGCUUGUUUUGGGAAUGAUACGUAAAUCAUGAUGGAAUGUACGACAAAUUCCGUAAUUGUAUAUCAUGCUUCGUGUGGACAUCGAGUGAAAUUCGCCUUUCUCAUGCCGCCAUUUUUGGGGUACUUUUUUGCCAAUCCUGCGAGCGCAACACCACGUACGUAACGGCGACAUUUUUUAAUUUUGUGGGUGUAUGAUCGUAAAUUUACUCUGUAAAUAGUUAGUUUGUUCUGAAAUAUUGCUUUCCACAUUGUUAUAAUCGUUUACGAAAAAUUACAGUACCCCAAAAAUGGCGGCGUGAGAAAGGCUAAUUAAUCGAAAAUAUAACACAACAUCCUAAAUUAUGAAUCCAAGUUUGUUCAUCUGCGUGUGGCUGGCUUGUAAAUCACAACAUGUGGCAGAAAGCCAGUUAUACAUUAAUACCAACAGUUCAUGUAUCAGUUUUGUGUGUAGCCUGCGUAGCAGUCGCUUUCUUAAUUUUAUUUGACUAAUUUGAGGAUAUUUUAAUCUUAUUUGAGGAUAUUUUAAGAUAUGAAUGCGAAAAAAAAGCGGAGAAAAAAGGGGAGAAAAAAAGGGCGAAGGGGAAAACGGCGAAGGGGAAAAAGUGCGAAGGAAAAAUAAAGCUUUAGUUUUCCUUCGCCCUUUUCCCCUUCGCCCGUUUUGUUCUCCGCUUUUUUUUCGCAUUAAAAUAUCCUCAAAUAUAAUUUAAAAAAUAAAGCGACUGCUACCCAGGCUAUUUUGUGUGUGAAAGUUUUAGCCGAAUAUUUAACUUGAUGAUACAUUACUGCGUAUAGCUAUCAGACCUAGAGAAGACAUGGAAAAUGAGAAAUAUACUGAAAAACAUUGACGAGAUUAUCCAAACACGAAUUAACUUCCUUCACUAUUUUUGAAGAGGUUGCCUUGUUCCACUGAAACAUUUUCUAUUCAAGGAUUAAGAAUACGAGUGCAGAUGUUUGAAAUUUGGCCAAAAUUAUAGGAGCCAUCGCGGCGAGUGCAAUUUGCCAAAAUGUUCAAACUAGUAUUGUUACUACGAGCAACAUCACAUGAUUACUUGUUUAUCAGUAUUUGCAUGGAAUUUCAGAAUCUGGGUUAUACCAAUCAACGACCAUCGUACAACCGGCCCCUUUGUAGUGCUGCUUGUGAUAAAUCACCAUGCGGCCUUCGUACAACCGGCCCCUUUGUACUGCUGUAAUAAUAAAUAAAUAAAUAAUAAUGAUGGUUUUAUUACAGCAUUUCCACCAAGGUAACUCUUCAUCUGUAAACAAUAAAUUAAUUCAACUAAUCAUAUUUAAACUAUAUUUAAAACUGGCAAAGGAACUAAUUUGAUGUUUGAUCCUGUGUGUACAUUAUAUUAAAAUAGCUGAGAUUACUAUAACUAAGAAUGAAAUCUAAUGUCUCUAAUGGUAGCCUUCUCCUUUAAAUGUUUCGGUAAUAGACUUUUAUCUGUAAAUAAGAAUGUUGUCUAACUUUGUUGAAGACCUUAGCGAUCUUCAUAUCUGGUUUACGGCCAAUUAGUAAAAUACAUGGCUUCAAUAAGAGCAGUGAGAAGUAGAUGACUAGUAUAUUAAUUAAGUUUGUUCGCAUAGCGGCCAAGUACAAAGCUGGCAGUGGCUAACCGUGUGCGAUGAAGUCAUAUCAACUGAAUAGCUGACUAAAUAAGGAGUUGUGACUUGUAGUUGUGACAUCAGUGAUGCCAUAUAGGAAAAAAUAUUGCACGAUUGACGUCAAUGGAUGCAAUAUAACAAAAUAUUAUUACAUGCUGUGACGUUAAUCCAUUAUAACAAAAAUAAAACUGCUUCUCCAUUGGAUGGAAUUUCACGAAAGCAAAAUUUAAAGAAAAAUAAAGACUUAAAGCGAAGAAAGGCUCUGAGAUAUCUUUUGACAAAUAUUUGAAGGAACAGGAAUUUUCUGCAAAUGACAAAAUGAGUCGUUAUUAUUUGGAUAGCCUGCGAACAGGCUCUUUGAAUUGACUUUUAAUUACGUCUUCUGAGUUUAACUUUCCAAUAAUAAAAUGAAUAAUUGAAUUUGUCGGUUUUCAUGUGAUAUAUGAAGAAUUAUCAACGCCUCUGAUUGUGUUAUCUGCGUCCGCUUUCAUCUGCGUUAUUAUUUUCGAACAUGCAAAGGGCGCAAAUAUUAAAAGUUCUAUGAGGGGGGCAGAAGCGAGAAUUUGUUAUUACUAACUGAUAAUUGCCUUUCAACUGACAUAAUAAAUUUGUUAUAUAUGAUGUAAUUAAUUUUCCAGAGAGAUUUUAAUGAUGGAUGCUUCAAUUUUUUGACAUGUAGAUAAAUGAGAAACCACAACGUGAUGCCUUGGUUUACUAGGCAAGGUGUGGACUACGCAAGGUGUUGUGGACCGCAGAAGUUUAAUUCAUUGCUUGGAGUGUCAUUUGAAUGCUUACUGAGGUACGUUCAGUACGUUUCAUACUUCAUAUUAAGUUAAUUGAAAUUUUUAUACUGAAUUGAUAUCAAUGUCUUUACUAACACUUUGACGAACGGCCGUUUUCGGAACGUCCAAAUUUUCUCGCGGAACAUUUGAAUUUAUGGUCAGAAUACGGGUUUUUUUGCAUGAUAUUUUUGUUGCCCAAGGUGCGAUAAAUCAAGGUUGUUAGUUGUAUCUCACUGGUACUGCACUAAAUGCCGAUUAUCGUCACGUACUUGAGCUUGUAGAAGACUCAAGAGUCAAGGUGUAACUGUGUACUUUGGCUUCAACAGAAAGUACAUAUAAAGUACAGGCUUCUAUUCAUUCAGUAGCAGUGGAGUUAGAACAAGGAGCGACAAUUGCAUAUACAAACAAUUUACUCCAACAUUCUUCAGUCCCGUCUUACCCAAUCACUGGCCAUGAAUCAUGUUUCGUGCCAUGUCCGACUAGAUGUCGGAUUUAGAUAUACAGCUAAUACUUGAAUACGGUUUUGAAUACUUUGUGCUUGAAAAGGUCACAUGCUUCCAGUAAGAGUUAAGUACGCAGGAAGCGAGAAUACCGUGUAUCUGUGUGUAAUAUUGGCGUACUUCUCGUACGUAAAUGCGUGUGUUACCGCAUCCUGACUUUCAAUUGAUCAAAUGGUUUGACCUAAGUAAAUGGUGUUUAACUGGUUUGCCCGUUUCUGCACAUUUAAACUAUGUCAGCGGACAUCUUGGCUAGACAGAAGAUUAGUUUUAAUCUUUUGUUAAGAACAUGCAAACAGAUCUUUUUAGAUAAAAAAAGAACCACAUUAUAUCUAAACAUUUCUGUGUUUAUCGUCACUGUACAUUAAUUAAGAGUAGUUAUUUUAAUUAAUUUUUCACGACAACAUCAACACUCCUGUUCUGUGGUGACGGCAUCUAUAUCUGUAGCGGUGCAAAAACUCAUUCAACAAUCGAACUUUAAUUUUUUUGUCCAAUAUAAAAUGCUAGUAAAUGAUUUGGAAAAUGCUCAAAAUUUAGUUGAAUGAUUGAGAGAACACAGAGGAUCCACAUUGAUUGACAUGUCUUGUUUUAACAAAUGUUAACAAUUAACGUUAUUUAGUUGUUCAUUUUCCGCCUGUUGAAAGAUUCAUCCCGCCAGCACUGACCUUCACACUACCCUGGGAACGAGGUUGCACACUAUGUUAUAAUGUAUUACACAUUGUAUUAUAAUAUUUCUAAUGUUAUUUGUAAAUAUUAUUCAUAUCAUCUUUUAUAGGGGAAGUGCCACCUUGUGGAUCUUAUUGAAUAAAUUAUUAAAUUAGAGGUGUCAAUUUCUUUCAAAAUGUGAUUUUUCAUAUCUUGACUGAAUAAAUGGUAUGGCACGUUUAAUAGCAGCUGAAAAAGAGCGGAAAUAUGUCGAGAACCUAUGAAUGUUUCUUCGUUUUUGCCAUUUAUGUCGUCCAUAUAGUAUUAGGCGAUAAAAAUACACUAAUUAGCGCCUAGGUAGCCAGAACUGAAAGACAGAUAACUUGAUGUCAUUCUAUCAUCGUUUAAACUAGCAAUUUUUCCUGCGAUGUGAUCUAGACAACUGAAGACAAUUGAAUGCUUUCGUGGCUGAAUGCGCUCAAAAAAUAACAAUUCAAGUGCACCCGGCUUGCGGCAUAUUUUCCUACCAUGUUUUAAUAAUAAGAUAUUCUAUGUUUGCGAUGUUACUCUGAGUGCAUAUCCACACCGGGCGAGCUUGAAAAAUAUGCCCGGCCACGGUGGGAUUCGAACCUACGACCUUUGAAAUACUAGCCCAAUGCUCUUCCAACUGAGCUACGCGGUCAGGACGGUUCGUUGAACUAGAACACAUUGGUAUUGAAGGAACUAGAUACUGUUCCGAAAUAUCACUUACACGAACCGUCCUGACCGCGUAGCUCAGUUGGAAGAGCAUUGGGCUAGUAUUCCAAAGGUCGUAGGUUCGAAUCCCACCGUGGCCGGGCAUAUUUUUCAAGCUCGCCCGGUGUGGAUAUGCACUCAGAGUAACAUCGCAAACAUAUUAUUCACCUGAGUACACAACACCAACACAGAAAAAAAAUAAGAUAUUCGUUGUAAAACUCGGUAAAUACGGUCAUUUCUGCCAGCACUGGCUGGAUUAGAUGAACAAAAGUAUUAGACAGUUCUACUAUUGAUAUUAUGUCUUGAUAUGUUUGAUUUGUGGGACCACGUGCAUGUUAACGUACCUUAUAACUUAUAAGAUAUUCAUUUAGCGAUUUCUCGCGUGCUGAAGCGUUAAUGGUUAAAUUGGAUCAAAAGUAGGCUUCCACGCAUGAUCCAAUAGUUUGCAGAAAUCCUGCGUGAGACCCUGUGUCUUGUUAAUGCGCAACAUCGUCUUUAUGGUGAAUCUGGUUUACUCUGUCAUAGUUACUGUGGUGACAUUUUGGAAAAAAAUUGUGUAUUUGAACUUAGGUUUUUUAUUCUCUAAAAUCGGUCCAGUCAGACGUUAACGAUUAAUUGGUGGACCUCGUUAAUUACACUUCAACCAAGCAUGCAUUGGGCGGAGAUACCUAAGCUACGAAAGCGAUUUAAAAAAAAGCCCUGAUAAGAUUACGUAUGCUUAGACUUUUCACAAUGAACUGUUUCUAUCCACGCCGCCAACACACUUUAACGAAUUACCCUUUACCGAAAGGAAAUCUUAAUAGGUUUAACUGCAUAAUCUUUAUUUUCUUCGAUCCCUGCUUAAUACAACACACGUUGGUACUCCAUUAAAACUAUAUUUUUCUUUGGGAUUAUAUUUCUAUACAUUUAAAUUUUUUUUUAUUAUUGGUUCCGCCCAUAUAACUCAUGUAUAUUUACAAGAGUAGUAAUUUACAUAAAAAAUAUUAUAAACGAAGCAAGGCCAUGAGGUCUACUGGAAACCAAAAAGGUUUUUGAAUUAAGACCAUUAAUUAUAAGUAGUAAGAAAUAUUUACGGUCAAAUAUUCUAUGUAUAUCUCGAAAAUUAUUCCACGAAAUAGUUUUGUUAUCAAUGUUGAGAUUUAUAAUAAAAAAAAACUGAAUGAUAUUGAUAGAUUGAACUUUGUUUCAUGAAAUGUUAAUCAUUGCAUGCAGUGGAGUUUUCGACUUAUCUUAAUGAACGUAAUCCCUGAAAUACUCGUAAAUAGUUCUAUAUCUGUGUAUAAGAGAUGUGUUCUUUCUUAAUUUUCGUCCGCCCCUCUAAUCCGCCCGUACGCCUAUAUGUAUAGGAUCGGUCCACGGUAAUGAAGAUUUUGUCCAACUUGAAAGCUCCAUCGUCUCUUACUGUUAAUUAAAAUUAUCCAAUCUUUCCGUGGCGGCCAUGCUAUUAGACGAAAUAUAUCAAAACGAACUUCCUGUGGUUUAAUAGCCAAGACACAAUCCAGUUAAAAGUUUAUAAAUCUUAGUCAGUUCCCAACCUACGGCUACGGGUCGCCAGCAACAUACAUGAACAUGUUUUGUCAGUGAUUGAUUACAUGAAGCAUGACACGAAACACAGCGUUCAUUUGAUUUUAUAGGUUGGUUUAUUACCCACAUGCGAGCCAAACAUGGAACACCCACGGAAACAAUUUUCUAUUCAAACUUGAUACUUUCCUGCCCUUUCUUGUAAUUAUUUCUUGCACAGCUUAUUAAUGGUCUACUUCCUCGUUGAAUAGCACUUAAACAGUAGUUAUAUUUAGUGUAAACCUACUCCAAACAGUAGUUAUAUUUAGUGCAAAUAACGGUAAAUUGACUCUUGAUCACGUUCGAAAAUUGGAACUUUAAUCUAGAACUUUUUCAUGAAAUGCAACAUUCUCAUUCAUUUCUCAGAAAAAUGUUGAGCCAUCAACCUUUCAGAUGUGAACGUUUUUAAAUUGUCGAAUCAAGACAUGUUGUUGAUCGUAAGAACGAAUCCAUGGUCAGACAUGGACAGAUCAUUAUCAACCUGAAAUAUUCAAUUCACAUCAUGUGAGAACACCUCCUGAAGUAAGUUCUUGCUGGACCUUUAGGGGGAGCAGUUUAGAACUGAUUCCAAGCAUGAGCACAGGUACUUUACUGAUAGCCGUAGGGCGGGAACAAUUAGGGGAAUGGACAAAAAUUUGUCCCAUGUUGAUGGAAAUUGCCCGACAUUAUCAUGAGUUUAUUGAUAGAUGACUAGACUGGAUCUCUAUAAAGAACAGUCCAGAAUAGAUGGUUUUUUAAACCUCGGGGUUACUAGUACAUGCUCCCAUGACAGUUGAGGCAACAGCUGAGGCGUAUCCGAGGUCAAACAUGCUCCCACGAUAGUUGUGUCGUAUUUUGUCGGUAACCAUAGAGAUUAUUAGUAGUCGUCUAGUUUGGACUUAUUUAAAGAUCGAAAUAAAGAGAUGUUAAGAUAAGUCGAAAAGAAAAUGAUCCUAUACUUAGACCUGCAUAUUAAUUAAUUGCUUGCCAGUCAAUUUACGAAAUUCUGUUCUAAUUUGCAUCUCAAGGUGACCGUAGUUAUAAUAUGCGUCUCAAGGUGACUGUUAUGAAACAUCAGGCCAAAACAAUUAUGUUAUAAGGUAGUGAAGAAAUUAAGGUUGCAACGUUAUGUUGAAACUGCGAUGUUAUUGGUUUGGCCUAAGAAAGAAUAUAUAAAGUGGCAAUGGCAAAUCUUAUCUUAAACGCGCAGCUGUCUUUCGAGAUGUAUUUUAUUCCAGGGGGCAUUCUCUGACGUAGCGAGGUCAAUUUCUAUAAACCAAUGACACGGCCAUUUUAGAUUGGUCUAUUGUUUAAGUUUUGUAUAAAGCAGCAUGUACAUGCACGACACCCACACUUUCUAAUAGACGUUAUAACCUUGAAUGCGGUUGACAAUUAAAUAUUCAGUCAGAGUUUCUUCACUCUUCGAGUAUAAUUUGAAACUUUGCCACAUUUAUAAAUCUUGUAUUUUUAGAAGAUAACCCGAGUCCAGUCAAAGUUGCUACCACUUCAGGAAAACAGCAGAACUGCGUAAGUUUUAGACUAUUGUUAUAUUUAAACAAUUAUUCGACCAUAAAACACUAUUCUCAUUGUACAUAACUUUAAACGUACGUUGUAUUAGUCUCAUAUCAGUUACAAAGACAGGGGUGUCUUACGUAGUGACAACAUAUCUAUAGGGUUGGAAGAAGUCUUUCAACUUGAAGAUAAACUUAAAGUUACUGUUUGAAAAAGGAUUAAAAACAUUUCGAAGUUUCGCCGACAUCUUCGUCACGACCAUAGUCUAUAGUGGCUAUAUAUAACCUCUAAACCAAGAGCCAAACGUCCAAGUAAUAUUUUUAUCUUUUUCAGCACAGGCAUGCGUAGAAUAGUGUCUAUACUGGACCCCCACGUUUGAAAUAACCUGCUAGUACUAAUACUGAAGAUGUAAUAUUUGUUUAGUCGCUAGAUUAUAUAUAUGUGUACGUUAUAACAAGAUAACACCUCUUUAUAGUCUGCAUGGCCAUAGGCAAUUUAUUUUCCAAUCCCAACGCCAAGCUCAAUUUAAAAACUCAAUUUAAAAACCUCGUUGGGGGAUGUCGUGCUUAAUACCGGUGUCGUUUAAUAAAGUUUGGACGCUCUUAGACAUUGUAUAAUAGGAUCAAGUGUUACUCAGUUUAUCAAAGAGAUAAUAGGGAUAUCCGUCAUUGAGUGGAAUACCACCAUAUUCGAACUUAUCACACCGGCAGUAUUUUACUGCCGUGGUUCUAAAAUACCUGGAAAAAAGUCAAAAACUGUUCCAUGUUUUAAAGUCUUCGUGUCAUAAUUUUGAAAUUAUUGAAAUAUUUUGCAAGAAUGAAAUAUUUUCCCAUCCACAAUAGUUAAAUUUUAUUUUUAUUCGGAGGUGUAUGUCAUUGAGUAGUGCUUGAGAUAAUUUUAAAACAACAAUAAUUCUUUAUAUAGAUUAACCUUGGUAAUCUAAGGCUUGUUCUAAGGAGUAUAUAAGCAGUCUUUGUUCACUUAAUUAUAAUGUCCAAGUAGUUUUAAGUAUACGUUUUUAAUACCGGAUAUUGCUAAUUGGUUUGAUAAACGCAAGAAAUGAUUCAUUAUAGACGCAUAAAUAUUUGAAACUUGUGAGAUUUAUUACUUUGUGGAUAUUGGGUGUUAAUCAACUGCUGCAUUUCUGAUGGUAGCAGUGGAGUUGGUGUUCCACCAUACUGGCAUUCCCUCUGUCGCAUUUGAAGAGAAUGUUUCCUUCUAUCAAACCCCACAGAAUUCUCACGCUACUCUGAUUUACGCCUGUAAUUACACUGAGACAAUAAGAGAAUGAUGGUACUUUACUAGACCUCUAGACUAGGGAGAGCAAUCGAGAACUAUCCAGUACAAAUAGAGUUAGUUUAGGUUUCCUCCUGUAGUAACACUGGUUCAAUAAGAGAUGGCACCUUACCAGCUCCUCCGGGUUCGGUCUAAAAAUGUACUUCAAGUUUUGGUUUUCUCCUGUACUCUGUACUCUGUAGUAGCACUGGACAAAUACGUGUUGCCCUUUACUGGACCUCCAUUCAGUGGAAAUAAAGUUAGGUAACAGAGAUACUGACAACUUUACCAAAAUUAUAAAAGUGAAGAUAUUGGAGUAACGUAGGUGUUACCAUGAAGAUAUUCUUCCAUUCUCUGCGAUUAACCAACACGUGACUAGACUUUGCUUGGUUUCGUUUUGUUACAACAUUUCAUAAAAAACUCUCAAUUCAUCAGUCAUAGUUAAUGAGAUUAUUUGAAAAUUGAAAUGCAAAACUUGCAAGGCCUCACAAAAUUUUCUCAUGCUUGUCUUAAAAUCAAUAUUUGUUUAUUUCUCAAUGUGUAUAAUUUACUUAAACCUAUCAUCGACCCCGAGUGUCAAUUGAAUUAACCUGACGUUCUUUUGAAGACUGCCGCCUAUUGAAGUGUGUCUAAUUAUUAUAAACACAUCUUGUAUGGAAUAAUGCUUGCUUUGCGGAAAUGAUUCGCAGAUUGCUCCUCUUUAUUUUCAUGUCAUUGAUUCACAGUUUGCCAUUAAUUGACAAUCGUCUGCAUUCCCACUUCUCUAGAUCUUCACUUGAAACAAGGAAUGGCGAUGCUCAUAUUUCUUCUUGCUGUCAUGUUGCACUGUGUUGUCGCAGAUAGAUGGAUGUAAGUCUAGCAACUAUUUUAUUUUGUAUUUCAAUUGAAGUAUGCGACGGUUGCGAUCGACCAUAAAUUACAGUUGUCGAGAACUGCCUCGUUCGAUUCUUUAAUCCCGUUGUCCAAGACAGCUUCAAUUCGUGAACUGGACUAUCAAAAGGGAUUUUUUAAACGAGGCAGUUCUAUACAGCGCUAAGCCGCUAACUUAUAGGGCUCAUUUAUUGAUCCGUAUUUUAUUUGUAUUUAUGAAAAUGCUCGUAGAAAGCUUCGGUUACCAGCUUGGAGGUUUAGUUUGCACUCAAAACCUCAAAAUGAACUUCUACAAGCUCUGACGACAAACGAACAAAUAUAGACAACUGACGGCCUCAGUCCCACGUGCGUUAAACUGCUUAUCCCAAACGUGAAGUUUCAAUUUCAGAUUUUUCUCGAGAUUUGAAGAAAGGGCGGCAUUUUCUUUCCGUUUAGUUGUUUUGUGUAAGACUAACAGUAAUAGACCGGCUGGGAUCUUUUGGUACAAAUCUCUAUUUGCUUAAUACUCUUAACCUGUAAUUAGAAAUAGUGUCCUUCUUUGCGUUGAGUUUCAACGUGCACACUUUGCCACACAAGAUGCGUUAGCGAUGCUAACGUUCAUAGACCCUGGUCGAUUCGACGUACAAGCGUCAAAACAGCUUUAAAUCAGUAUUAAGUUCUGGCAUUGGGAGUCUAGUUGCAUACAAGUAUAGCAAAAUCAAUUGAAGCACGUACACAGUUUUCGCAUUAUAAUCCGGCUGUUCUAGAGAUGUAACUACUGGAGAAACCUAACAAAGUUUUAUCAACCGAAGUUUUGUUAGUAUUGACACUACUGGCGCGUUCAUAGUGUUUCUCGGCCUGAUCCUACACAGUAAAGGGGAAAUUUAUGUAUUGCAGUGAAAAGUCUGAACAUUUUUUGAUGAUCGUUAUGUCGGUAACUUUAAUCGUUUUCCGGGAUUUCCAGAUAGAUUCAUUACCAUUGUUGGUAUAACUCUGGAUUAGCGGUGUCUUGGAGAGGUUUACUUGCUCUUUUGAAGAAGCGACUUUUGCCGCGUGGUUUAUCUGUUUAGAAACUUGGCAAAAGGGUAGUCAUGGAUGAUCAACUGACACUAUCGUUCACAAGCAAUCUUUUUUCUUUCCCAUAUUUAUCCCACCCAAUUUGUCCUCUAGUAACCUUCAUGAUCUUAGGGUUAAUAAUUUUAGCAAUGUUUUCAAUGACAUUUAAUUGCCUCUUGAUUGCGAUAAACGAUUGAAGUCCAGAGUGAAAUAUUUGUAAUGCCGCAAUGUCACCUUGAAGUCCGAAAUCCGGCCAUUUAUAAACUAUGAUGAUAUGUGCAUUUUCAUACGCACAUACACGCACGAAAAAGUUAAAAUCUUUCAGGCUAAAUUUUAUAGAAGUACUGAUUGCCUCAACAAACAGAUUUUCAAUCACACACAAAUCCUGUCUUUUUAUUCAUUUAGUAUAUAAGUCAUAAGUAACAUUUGAGUAGACUUAAGCUUUUUCGUGCGGUGACCUAUGUGAAAAGCGCUUAACUGGAAUGCAGAUUUGGCUUGGAUUUGUGCAUUUCACCCUAUGUUAUCCUUUUUAAUACCUUAUUGGAUCAAAUUAACUGUUAGAUUUUUGCCGAAGCAUUUGCUUAAAUUCAUUUGUCUUCCGGUCAUGUUGAAAAGCCUGUUGUACUCAGAUACAAAACCAUCAAUGCAUUUAAGACAAAAGUCCUCAUCAAAUAGAUUUUUCAUAUUUUUAUAUUGCGCGAUAAUAUUGAGUGAAAAUAAUUUCUUUCAUUCUUUGCAAUGAAGUAAUGAACUUGUGUCAUUUUAAUAGCUAUGAUAAUCUUCGCCAUAGGUCAAUUGCGGCUGUAAGUGGUUCCACAUUUAAAAAUGAAAACAUGUGCCAUAACUUGAAAGGAUUGAACAGAAAACAAGUCCGUGUAUGUAAAAGAAACGUUGAACUCAUGACUAGCGUGAAGGAAGGAGCGGAAAUGGCGAUCCGGGAAUGUCAACAUCAAUUCAAAUAUCGUAAAUGGAAUUGCACCACCAUUAAUAAGAAGAACGAACCUGUGUUUGGAAAUGCUUUAAAUAAAGGUAAGACUCGAGUUUCACUUUCGAUUUCCUCACGAAGUGUUUUCAGUCGAUUUCAAGUAUUAUCAGCCUGUUACCCAGGCGCUUUGAUGUUGCGUGACGCGCGUGCGGGAGGACACGCGUGGUGAGCUACACACCUCAAUUCCCGCGCGUGCGUCACGCAACAUCAAAGCGCCUGGGACGAGCUGUGAUUUUAUUUCAUUCAUGAAUGUUACAAGCGAGUCCAGCGUGUCCAGUAGAAUUAAAAAGUAUUUUCAAUUUCCAUUUGAGCUGCGAACAGUCUCGGUGAAAACUUAUAUUUUGCUUGGAAGCUAUUGUUGCGUGCUUUAAAGGGAUUGAGGUCUUCAAUACAGUAAGUUUUCUUCUGAAGCAAUUAAUAUUCAGUUUAGUCAUUUAAUGAUUGUCUCUUUCCUAAACCAGGGACAAGGGAAGCAGCGUUUGUCUACGCCAUUGCAGCAGCAUCUGUCUCGUACUCUGUCACCAAAGACUGUACAUCCGGGGAACUUAAUAGUUGUUCAUGUGACCGUUCACUUAAGAUAAAAGAUAGAAAGAAAACAAACGAAAACUGGCGUUGGGCAGGUUGCAGUGAUAAUAUACAUUUUGGAAAUAGUUUUUCGAAAAGUUUUCUUGAUGCGAGAGUUCGUGAGAGGCAACAUUUCAGUUCUAGAUCUAGAAUUCUCAUGAAUCUGCACAAUAACGAAGCUGGACGCAGGGUUGGUAUUUGUAAUUUAUGAAAUGUAAUAUUCUGGUAUAUAGUAAAAUGACUGAUAUUUUAUACGCCUUUAGAUUUUACUGAACAAUAUGGUGAAGACAUGUAAAUGUCACGGUGUGUGUGGUACUUGCGCUCUUAAAACUUGUUGGAGACGUCUACCACCCAUCAGACAUGUGGGUGAUAAAUUAAAAGAUAAAUUUGAUGGUGCAAGUUUGGUGAAAGAGGCCAACACAGGAGGAAGACGCAUCUUAGUUCCAAAAUAUGAAAAGCUAAAACCACCAACGAUAUCCGAUUUGGUUUAUCUUGAUUCUUCUCCAAACUUCUGUGCUCCUAAUAAAUCCACGGGCUCUCUUGGUACCUCGGGCCGAGUCUGCGAACCAGGUUCUCGCGCUAUAGACGGAUGUGAUUUGUUGUGUUGUGGACGAGGAUACACGACCCAAAAUGUGGUUGUUGAAGAGAAAUGUGAAUGUAAAUUCAACUGGUGUUGUUUUGUACGUUGUCAGACUUGUAGACGCAACAAUACAGUGCAUACAUGCCGAUAACGUCAUCCACUAUCUGAUGUAAAGUAUUUUAUAGCUGACAUAUCAAAUAUUUAUUUUUAUGGGAUAUAACAUUUGUAUUAUAAGAUGUUUACCACGAGGGUUUAUCGUUUUUAGUGCGCAUUUUUUAUUGCACAAUCGGCUACGAGAAUUAAGAUCUAUACAUUUGAAAUAAGCCAACGUCCGAGAAUAUAAGGGACCGGUCAUUAUUUAUGGUGGGGGGUGGCACCGAAGAGAAAUGUUUUUCGUGGCAAAAAUUUUGCUUACCCAACCAUUAAAAAAUCAAAAAUUUGAUUACCCAACCUCAAGUAUCAUUUAAAAAAUAAAUACCCACCCCUGGCCAAAAACGUUACAAAAGGAUGUCAUUCAGUUGUCACACAUGACAGUCUACCACUUCUGUGAUACGUUUGAUAACGUUCGGCUUGUGAAUGUUUGAUAGUUUGAUAACGUUCGGCUUGUGAAAUUUACUGACUUUUCUGCAGUCUAAAGUUUCAUGUUGUCUGCACAUUUACUUUCUUUGGAGACACCAUUUGUCUCCCAACAAAUCGGAAAAUGAUGAAGAUAUAGAUUGAUUCACAUAUUGUAUUGACAUAUGACUGUUGACUUUGAAGUUUUCAGUCUUCAAUAUUUGAGUGAGUCAUGCUUUGGAAUUGACAAUAUAUUUUUAUUACCCAAUCUUUGAGUUGUUUCGUUUUUGAUUUACCCAACCUUUUACUCACUCAAAAUUUUGUUUACCCAACACUUUUCUCUUCGGUGCCACCCCCGCCAUAAAUAAUGACCGGUCCCUAAAGUUUCUUCUAUUACUUGUUUUGGUAAAAUUAAUAACUAUGGUUUAAACAAAUUAAAUCUAAUUUAUUUUCAUUUGAUGUUACAUUACUGCAUAUGCAUGUAGCCAUGUUUCAAACUACGAGUGGCCUAUACAAAGGCAGUUGGGGAAUAAAGGAAUACCGAAUGGUUUUCCGUGCAGGAUUACGUGAUCCAUGCACGAGGGAUGUCGCGAGACUUUCGGAAAGCGUAAAAAUACUCGAGCCGCAGGCGAGUGUAUUUUUACGCUUUCCGAAAGUCGAGCAACAUCCCAAGUGCAUGGAUCACGCUAUCCUGCUUGGAAAACGAUUUGGUAAUUGUUUCAUAAAAUAACUGCAGUGAAACAAUGACACUUUGAAAAUCCCGCGAGAGCAUUUUAAUUCCUCGUGCAGGAUAGCCUGAUCCUAUUUGGCUAUUGACCAAUCAAAUUGCGUGUUUCACUGUGGUUAUUAUAUAAUGCGUAAUCUUACAUUUUUGCCUUGCCAGAUGACUAUCUGUUAGUUUGAUAAAGAAUCCAGUGUUGUUUGAUUGGGUAUUUGGUAAUUAUUAAUGAUUUCACGAAAUGUUUUAAAAUAGAUUUAUUUCAGAAGUAUUGCACAAAAAUACAAUAAGUGGUUAUAUACAUAAGGUCACACUGUUUUAGUUGUUGGAUUACAGAUUUUGCACACCAAUAUUAGAGUGGGAAGAAAAGUUUCACAGUCACAUUGCGUGGCCAUGCAUGACAACUGCAUGUUGAGGGUUUAUGCACACUGUUUUUAUCCUGCACACUGUUUUUUUGGGCAACACACAAAAACUUAUGGAUGGUGUCUUCAUUGUUGUUUGGUUUUUAAAAAUACAAGGAAACCUGUAAUCCAACAAAACACAUUAUGGCCUAAAGAGUACAUGACAAGAACACAGACGUUCUAACAGAAGUUCAAUCAAAUACAGUCAAUGCAUUUCAGUAUCAUACGCAAUAUUUUGUUUUUCACGUGUGAUUGUUUGUUGAAAUUUUCCAGGAGCUAUUGGAUAUUGCUUUGCAUGGUUCAAUGCCAGUCUAGAGAAGACAAAAUAAAACAGUUUUUUACCAAGUCUGUUGACCAUUCACUCUACACAGGGCUUCCACAUAGUAUGGUAUGAAAUAGUAUGGUAUUAGAUAAAAUCCUGAAAUGACAGAGAGAUAAUGCAGCAUUAUCAUACCUUUUGUCAGCAACCUGUCGACAUGCAUGUAUAUGUUCAUGGAUCUUGCGUUUAUUUUCAAUCGGAUCUUCCAUCAAAUACUUUAUCAUCAAUCUUGUUACAUAUGGCUAAAA
Paramuricea clavata is the source of this 18669-nucleotide messenger RNA. Lineage: Eukaryota; Metazoa; Cnidaria; Anthozoa; Malacalcyonacea; Plexauridae. The record is from the annotation of a GenBank genome assembly.